AUGGCCACCUUUACUCGCCAAUCGGACGAUGCUGAGCCGGCAAUCUUUGUGAAUCCGGCUCACAAAAUUGCCAAAAUUGAGGACAACACUUACGGCGGUUUUACAGAGCAACUUCAUUCACUAACAAACCCUCCCAGACACAUGGGACGCUGCAUCUAUGGCGGCAUAUACGACCCCGGAAACCCCCUAUCCGAUCAGCAUGGCUUUCGUACGGAUGUCAUAGAGGCAUUCAAGGAGCUCAAUUGCCCGGUGGUUCGGUAUCCUGGAGGCAACUUUGUCGCCACCUACCACUGGCAAGAGGGUAUCGGACCCAAGGAGAAGCGCCCAAAGAAGCUCGAACUGGCCUGGAAAGGUAUCGAACCAAACGAGUUUGGGACAGACGAGUUCAUGAAAUGGUGCGAAAUUGUCGGAACGGAGCCUUAUAUUGCGCUAAACUUUGGCACUGGAACACUUGAUGAAGCUAUGGGAUGGCUCGAGUAUUGCAACUCAAGUGCCGACAGCCAUUAUGCCAACCUUCGCAGGCAAAACGGGAGGGACAAGCCAUAUAAUGUCAAAUAUUGGGCCUUGGGGAAUGAGUGCUAUGGCGACUGGCAGGUCGCGCAGAUGAACAAGGAGGACUACGCAAAAAAGGCAUGGCAGUGGGCAAAAGCACUGAAGCUCAUCGACCCUACGAUUCAGCUCAUCCUCUGCGGCGAGAAUGGCUAUUCGAGCUGGGACUACUACGUCACCCACGAGUGCAUCUCCCCUUCGUUCUCAGUCCUCAAGGGCAGCGCGACCCUCAUCGACAUGCACAGCAUUCACAUCUACACCGCCUCGGCGGAGCACCUCAAGAACGCCACGGCACCCAGGUCUGCGGAGCGUGCCAUCGAGAUCACCUCGUCCCUCAUAGACCUCGCACGAAUCGAGAACAAGGUGCCGCCAAGCAUACCCAAGCAAAAGAUAUGCUUCGACGAGUGGAACGUCUGGGACCCGGAGCGAGCCCUGGGCCACGAGGGCGCCGAGGAAAAGUACACGCUGUCCGACGCGCUCGCCGUGGCCGUCUGGCUCAACGUCUUUGUCCGCCAGGCCAAGCACAUUGGGAUGGCCAACAUUGCGCAGUCGGUCAACGUCAUAUCCCCGCUCAUGACGAGCAAGAAGGGCAUCUACAAGCAGACGACCUGGUGGCCCCUCUUGCUGUUCAGCAGGUACAUGCGCGGGCACACCGUCGCCGUCCAUGUGCAGAGCGGCGAGUACGACGGUCCGACCAAGCCCGUGUGGAUCAGGGGCACGAUCGAGACGCCGUGGCUCGACGUCAGCGCCUCCAUCAACGACGAGGGAGUCGUCUCCCUGGUCGUGGUCAAUAUCCACGAGGAAAAAAGCUUCUCUACUCGGCUAGAUGGUGUGAAACAGGCCGACGGCGGGGACGUUGAGGUCUACACCGUCACUGGGCCGAACGUGAACAGUCGCAACACCGAGGAAAAGCAAGAGGUCGGCAUCACUGAGAGCAAGUGGAAUGGAAAAGGUCCAUAUGAGUUUCCCAAGGCGUCCAUGACUAUGCUCCGUUGGAAGCCGUAG
Molecule: messenger RNA, 1554 nt
Organism: Pyricularia pennisetigena
Lineage: Eukaryota; Fungi; Ascomycota; Sordariomycetes; Magnaporthales; Pyriculariaceae
Exons: 5
Coding region: 1-1554 (517 amino acids)
Biological process (GO): L-arabinose metabolic process; polysaccharide catabolic process
Molecular function (GO): alpha-L-arabinofuranosidase activity
Source: RefSeq, a predicted model, not a curated record